AUGGCAUGCCUGUCCGAGUCAGAUGACACUGGACUUUUGGGAGGAAGCACAUGGACCCAUUUUGGGACUGCCCGUGGAGUUGGUUUUGGCUUUGCUGCAGGUGCUGGUGAGCCUUCAGACACCACACCUGCUGUGGACGCCCUCGCUGUUUCGUUGACUUUGCAGCAGCAGAUGCUUUCUGGCGUCCAUUCACCAUUGUGUGACAGAGGCUUGGAGGAUGGGUCACGUCGUCAUCGUGUGUGA
Molecule: messenger RNA, 243 nt
Organism: Suillus subalutaceus
Lineage: Eukaryota; Fungi; Basidiomycota; Agaricomycetes; Boletales; Suillaceae
Exons: 2
Coding region: 1-243 (80 amino acids)
Source: RefSeq, a predicted model, not a curated record